AUGGUGCUUUUUCAAAACGACUGCAUUGAUCUGCAAUUCGCCUCACUGAAGCUCCUUCUAGCGGCUGUUCUGGAGCAAAGCCUCAGUCGUGAUGAAUUCACAUUUUACGAUGGCAGCCAAGUCAUUGCAGACGUGGCGCCUAGGGGACUUGAAGCAUUUCAGAAAUUGGAUGACAAACAGAAGACCUAUCUUCGCGAACGUGUCAUCGGCAAGAUCGAGUAG
Messenger RNA from Penicillium alfredii, 222 nucleotides. RefSeq lists its product as uncharacterized. Lineage: Eukaryota; Fungi; Ascomycota; Eurotiomycetes; Eurotiales; Aspergillaceae. The transcript has 2 exons. The record is from RefSeq and is a predicted model, not a curated record. Bases 1 to 222 code for a protein of 73 amino acids.